Molecule: messenger RNA, 4176 nt
Organism: Ceraceosorus guamensis
Lineage: Eukaryota; Fungi; Basidiomycota; Exobasidiomycetes; Ceraceosorales; Ceraceosoraceae
Exons: 6
Coding region: 317-3961 (1214 amino acids)
Biological process (GO): protein N-linked glycosylation; oligosaccharide metabolic process
Cellular component (GO): endoplasmic reticulum membrane
Molecular function (GO): Glc3Man9GlcNAc2 oligosaccharide glucosidase activity
Source: RefSeq, a predicted model, not a curated record
UGAGCGUGCCGGCUGCCCUCAUUCUUGCAGGCCGCUCGGUGCUCCCUGCAUUCGUGAUUCGGCGAGGCAAGGGGAAAUGCCAGAGCAUACACUCGGUCGCAAGCCUUGGAGGCCCUUUUCAUAGAUCUCGUCUGUGCCGACUCGAUACCCCAUCUCUCCUCCACCACUCUCCCUGAUUCCUUCGCAUGAGGUCCUCGUCAUAGCCACCUCAUUGUCCUCCCGCUCCUGCAGUAGACAGAGCGACUCGCACACGUUUAUACCCUUGGGACCAGCUCUUCUUCGACCCACUGCAUCGCACACCGACUUGCCGCCCAUCAUGUCCUCUGGUGGUCGCCGUACACCCACGCAAAGCGAUCACAAGGAAGAUGAAGAGGCGAAUCUGACGAUCAACAUUCCUGGCGGCGGGGCUCAUCGCGCAUUCAAUCGUUCUCAAUCGGAUCAUCCACAGCCUCAGAGGAAGAGGCGAGAGCAGUCCGAAGCUACAGUAGUAGGCUCUGCAGACUCUCAAGCUUACCAGCGUCCGCGCUCGAGUUCACGACCAUCCUUCCACUCGCGCGACUCCGUCGCCCUUCACCAAGCAGAGUAUCACCCUGAUCUUCGCAGUCCAUACACCAACCCUAGCCACUACUCGGCCAGGCCUCAGACAUAUCAUCAACGCUCGCAGUCGCAUAUGUCUUCCGUUCCUACCACACCAACCUCAGCGCAGCGGACUGGCCGGCAUGGGCAGGAGGGUAGCAAUGAUGAUGUAGGUCACGCGCGUGGGCCGACCAGCGCCAUAGAUCGCGCCAUCGAAGCGAAUGCCACAGACCGAACUUGGCAGACCGCCGAGGAGGGCAGGCUCGACGAAGAUGUGAGAAAGGAGCGGCAUUGGAGGCGAUGGGGCUGUUAUAUGAGCGAAAGGCAGUGGGGUACUGUCCGCGAGGAUUACAGCGGCAAUGGCGAUGCCUGGACCCAUUUUCCCCACGAAGUUGCCCGUAGCCGCACCUUCCGGUGGGGCGAAGAUGGUAUCGCGGGUCUGUGCGACAACCAUGGCCGCAUGUGCUUCAGUCUAGCGCUGUGGAAUGGCAAGGACAGGAUGCUGAAGGAAAGGCUUUUUGGUCUGGCCAAUAACGAAGGCAAUCAUGGUGAAGAUGUCAAGGAGCUGUAUUGGUAUUUGGACAAUACUCCGACGCACAGCUACAUGAAGAUGCUGUACAAAUACCCCCAAUCUUCCUUCCCUUACGAGCAGAUGGUCCGCGAGUCACGCAACCGGAGCCGUGAUGUCGCCGAGUUCGAGAUCACGGACACGGAGCUGUUUGACGAGGAAAAGUACUGGGACGUCUACAUCGAGUACGCAAAGGACAAGGAUGAAGAAAAUGCGAUCUCAGUACGGAUCAGCGCUUACAACAGAGGGCCAGAGGAUGCUGAUCUGCACAUCAUUCCUCAACUGCUCUUCAAAAAUUACUGGAGCUGGCCCAAGGAGGAGCCAGCCAAGCCGCUCCUUGAAGAGAAGGCUAACUUGACCAUACAAGCGGAUCAUCACGAGCUCGGUCGAUCCUACCUCUACUGCUCCACAAGUCCCGCGCCUUCAGCGCCUCCUCGCAAGCGUGGCGCACCUCCCGAGUUGAUUUCCGAGGAGGAGAUCACCCCUGAGCUGCUCUUCACCGAGAACGAGACAAACUUUGAGCGAUUGUACAGCGGCAAAAACAAGUCUUUCGCAAAGGACGCUUUCCAUGAUCACAUCGUCCCUGCGCACAGACUCGAGAAAGAUCAGCCCCAGCCGAUCCGCAAGACGCGGACUGUCAAGCGGAGCAUCACACGGACGGUCAAGGUGCCCAACAAGGGACCCAAUGGUACUUCAGCACCAAACGGUGUCCCCGCCAAACAGAAUGGCAUCAACGGCCAGCUCUCGGAUCUGUCCGUCGACGAUGGCGAAGAUGAGAAAGAGAUCACCGAGGAAGUGGAGGAGGAGGAGGAGUACUUCGAAGCUUCUCAGGACACGAAACCUACACGUGACUAUGUGAAUCCCGAGAAGAAGGGCACAAAGGCGGGCGCGCAUUACUUCUUCCAAGGCGUGCCUGCAAACGGCGGCUGCGCAGUAGUGCGCAUAAAGCUAACGCCAAAGAGCGCACAGCAAGAUCCAACGAUCAACGAUGAUGAGGCGUUCGACGCUCUUAUUGAUGCUAGACAGCGCGAAGCGGACGAGUUCUACACGCGUAUCGCCUCUGGUCCCAUCUCUGACGACAUGAAGAACAUCAUGCGUCAAGCUCUGGCUGGAAUGCUUUGGAACAAGCAGCACUACACGUUUAUUCAGCCCCAGUGGAUUGCGGGAGAUCCUGGGCAGCCCCCUCCGCCACCCGAACGCAAACAUAUUCGUAACAAGGACUGGAGACAUCUGCACAUGGAAGACGUGCUGUCCAUGCCCGACAAGUGGGAGUACCCUUUCCCUGCUGUCUGGGACUCUGCCUUCCACUGCAUUCCGCUCGCCAUGGUCGAUCCUACGUACGCCAAGAAGCAGCUCGACCUCUUCACACGAGAGUGGUACAUGAAGCCUGACGGUGCUUUGCCCGCUUACGAGUGGAACUUUAGCGACGUGAACCCGCCUGUGCACGCUUGGGCCACUUUCCGUGUUUUCAAAAUCGAGCGGAAAAUGUACGGCCGCGAGGAUCUGGACUUCCUCGAACGCGUGUUCCAAAAGUUGCUCAUCAACUUUACCUGGUGGGUCAAUCGCAAGGAUUCCGAGGGCUCGAACGUCUUCGAGGGCGGCUUUUUGGGACUGGACAACAUUGGACCGUUCAAUCGCUCCGAGCCUCUGCCAACGGGCGGCAAGUUGCGUCAAGCUGACGGCACUGCAUGGAUGGCCUUCUACGCGCUCAACAUGUUAAACAUGGCCCUGGAGCUCGCCAAGCACAACCCAACCUACGAGGACAUCGCGUCCAAAUUCUUCGAGCACUUUAUCUUCAUCUCCGACGCGAUGACGUAUCGCGACAGUGAUGCGGGCGGUGAAGGUGUGAGCUUGUGGUCUGAAGACGACGGAUUCUACUAUGAUGCCAUCAGUUGGGGAGAUGGAUCCAGCCAAGUCAUCCCUGUUAGAAGCCUGGUCGGAUUGAUACCCCUGUACGCCACGUUGACGCUCGAGCCAUCGGUACUUCGCCGCUUCCCCUCAUUUGCCAAGCGUAUGCAGUGGUUCUUGGACAACCGACCAGAAAUGUCGGGACGCAACAUUGCCAACAUGAAGGCGGCUGGGAAAGGCGAACGUCGUCUGCUCUCAAUGGUCUCUCGAGAGCGCCUUGAGCUCGUGCUUAGGCGCAUGCUGGACGAGACGGAGUUCUUGAGUCAAUACGGCAUUCGCUCGCUCAGCAAAUAUCACCAGGACCAUCCAUUCAGCGUGCACGUGGGCGGAGAAGAUUUCAGCGUGGCGUACUGGAGCGGUGAUAGUCAUAGCCCGAUGUUCGGCGGUAACUCCAACUGGCGUGGACCGAUCUGGCUCGCGGUCAAUUUCCUGAUGGUCGAGUCGCUGCAGCGAUUCUACCAGUACUAUGGGGAGGACUUCAAGAUCGAAUGCCCUACGGGAAGCGGCGACUUUAUGCACUUGGGCCAUUUGGCGGAGGAGCUGCAACAUCGACUGAUCAGAAUCUUCUCGCAGGACGAUGCUGGACGCCGGCCUUGCAAUGGUGGCGUCCCCAUGCUGGACUUUGACCCCAACUUCCGCAAUCUGGUCCAAUUCCACGAGUUCUUUGAUGGGAAUAGUGCAAAGGGACUUGGUGCAUCUCAUCAAUGUGGCUGGACCGGCCUGGUCGCCUUCAGCAUCAUGAGCGCCGGUAUGACCUACCGCGCUACCACGCCCCGAACGCCACGGUCCACAGCUCAACACUACUUUGAUGAACAAUUCACGGACGAUGGCAAGAGCGACGCAGGCUCUGCUUUCAGCAUGCCUUAUUCGACCAGCUUCAGUCGACCGCCCUCGCCAGAUGAGCUCUGAGGCGGUAGGUAAAUAGAGCGCUCACGAUAGAAGGGGACUUGGUCAAUCGGCAUCUAGAUCACAUGAAAAGCAGCUUGUCCUCAAAAUUGAUCAUGAUACAAGUUUUCUGCAGUGUCCAAAUCACUUCCCUCUCCUUUCCCCCAUCAAAGCCCCCUUUUCAAGUGAUGCCUUUGAAUCUAUACGAAUGCAUUUGGAGUCCAAGAGAUGAUCGCGAA